Molecule: messenger RNA, 962 nt
Organism: Chironomus riparius
Lineage: Eukaryota; Metazoa; Arthropoda; Insecta; Diptera; Chironomidae
Source: the annotation of a GenBank genome assembly
UUCUUUUCUGCCAAGAUUUUUAAUUCGCAUACUCAGAAUUCUCAGAGUAUAUAAUGGCACCAACUGUUGCAAAGAAGACAGCCAAAGGCAAGAAGCCUGCAAAAGUCGUCAAAAACCGUGAUUUAGGAAGUGGAAUCCUAAGAUGGACACGAUUCAAGCUUAAACAGAAGAAUUCAUAUCGUUUGAAGAAUGCUAAAGCAGCAAAGAAAGCAAAGGGCAAGAAAGAUCCAUCAAAGAAAGUCGUUGUGACAGUCACAAAGGAUAUUGGUGGAGCUAAGAAUGGAGGCAAACGCGUUGUUAAACUCAUCAAGAGCCGUGCAUCUUAUGCCACAAAAGCUAAGGUCACAACACGUCCAACAAGAAACUACUUCAAGAAACAUGUUCAUCAUACACGCCGUACAUUAGUUCCAGGCAAAGUAUUGAUUCUUUUGGCUGGUCGUCAUAAGGGCAAACGAGUUGUAUUAAUGAAGGUUUUGCAAUCCGGAUUAUUGCUCGUUAAUGGACCAUUCUAUUUGAAUAGCUGUCCAUUACGUCGCAUCUCACAACGUUAUGUGAUCUGCACAAAGACUCGUGUCAACUUGAAGGGUGUCACUAUUCCUGAACACAUCAAUGAUACAUACUUCAAGCGCGCUGAUAAGAAGAAGGCACGCAAGACCGAAGGUGAUAUCUUUGCUAAACAAGAAGAGAAAUACACACCAUCAGAGCAACGCAAAAAGGAUCAAAUUGAAGUUGAUAAGCUUGUACGCGGUGCUAUCAAGAAGACAAAUCAAGGAUUGUUGGUCAGCAAAUACCUUAAAUCAUACUUUGCAUUGAGAAACCAUCAAUAUCCACAUCGCUUGCGUUUCUAAGCUAAUUCUUUAUGAUUUAACUUCAUUUUCCUCCCUUUUUUCGUGCUGCGAUGAUGAAAAAUAUGUAACAACAGUUUUGAAAUGCUGAAAUAAAUGGAAAAUUUAUUAUAACGG